This is a messenger RNA of Carlito syrichta (Philippine tarsier), 609 nucleotides long. RefSeq names its product folliculogenesis specific bHLH transcription factor (gene FIGLA). The annotation marks the transcript as partial. Gene Ontology annotation, molecular function: DNA-binding transcription factor activity, RNA polymerase II-specific; RNA polymerase II transcription regulatory region sequence-specific DNA binding; protein dimerization activity. NCBI's taxonomy places the organism in Eukaryota, Metazoa, Chordata, Mammalia, Primates, Tarsiidae. Gene Ontology annotation, biological process: regulation of transcription by RNA polymerase II; developmental process. The transcript is spliced from 5 exons. The record is from RefSeq and is a predicted model, not a curated record.
AUGGUGUGCGUAUUCAUCAAAAUUUUCUGGCACCCGUCCGCGGGCCCCGAGGUGCUUCGCUCUCCGGGGCCCGGCUCGCGUCCCCGGCGUGUCUGCAGCGUGACAGCGGCCACGCCACCCUCCACCUGCGCGCAGCGGCUCAUCGCGGCCGCUGCGGUGGCCGCCUCGCCUUCUGACCCUCCCGGACUUGGGGGGAACCGGAUAAAAAAUCUCAACCGGGGUUUUGCCAAACUGAAGGCACUUGUGCCAUUUCUCCCCCAAAGCAGGAAGCCUAGCAAAGUUGAUAUUCUUAAAGGCGCAACUGAAUACAUACAAGUUCUCAGUGAUGUUUUGGAAGGAGCCAAAGACUCGAAGAAACAAAAUUCAGAUGAGCAGAAUUACAGCAGCAAUACUUCCGAGCCACAUGUAUCCUUGGCCGCGAAGCUAUCGAGAAACAUCGCCCAACAUACCAGCUGUGCCGCCAGCUUGAAGAAAGAAGUGGAAGGGCCUUGGGCAGAUGGUGGCAGUGGUGAGCCAGCCUACGCGUGUCGCAGCAUGCACUCCACAUCUACGACUGGAGUAAGUGCCUCGACCAGGAGUCUGGGAAAAUUCCCAGAAGUAGGACUCCUG